UGCUAAUCGUGGAAUUUGCCGAUUAUCCCUAAUUUCACACUUCUCCACAUACCAUUUUCAGCGCGGCUUCGGGUCGGGCCUUAACACAGCCAGACACCCCCUUUAGUCCCAGGCCCGGUACAGGUGUACCCCCUGAUGGUGGCCCUGACUAGGCAGAUUAUUGUCAUUCACGGUAGACCAUAGGAUUUUUAUUUGUUUUUGUUUUAAAAUCCCUAUCAAAUAUGGCUGCAAGAGUAUGGUAUUGCGUCUUCCUGUAUUGUCCAGUCAUAUAGCUAGGAUUGAGUCACGUGCUUGCCGUCCCGGAAAUCUAACGCUAUUGACAACAUCUUGGGAGAACCCACUCUAGCCAUAGCUCUCGGCCCUUCUUUUCCCUUGUCUUUUCUUUUGUCAUCAAUCCGUGACCCGGGGGUUGUGUCAGUCCCGUCUGUCUCUGUGCGGCUGUCAGCAGCCCGGCUAAACAUAUGAGUGUUUCACUGCUUGUCAUCCGGCUGGAACUUGCGGACCAUUCUCGCUUUCCAGUGGGCUUUCAGUAUUGUGCUGCCACCGAUAUGUCUGAUGAAGAAAUCAAAGAAAAUGCCUUGCAUAAUGCAGCAGCUCACUUGGAAGGGAAGUUGCCAGUGGAUAAGACCUCAAUUCUGCACCAACACAUUGGAAGGAGAGAAAUGACAGAUAUGAUUAUAGAGACUCUAAGUCCCAGCCCAGAUGUGAAUGUUAGUUCUGCUGAGAAAAUGGAUGCAGCAUUGGCAGUUACUAAUAAAACCAGUUUGGAAGAGCAGGGUACCUGUGCAAUGGCGGUUCCUGAUUCUCCCUCUAAACAACUACCGGAACAGAUCACAUUCUUCAGUGGAAAUCCUUCAGUGGAAAUAGUACAUGGUCUCAUGCACCUGUAUAAAACAAAUAAGAUGACAUUGCUAAAAGAAGAUGUCCGACGUAGUGCCAUGCUGUGUAUACUCACUGUUCCUGCUGCAAUGACAAGUCAUGACCUUAUGAAAUUUGUGGCGUCAUUUAAUGAAGUAAUAGACCAUAUGAAAAUCAUCCGGGACUCCACUCCAAAUCAGUAUAUGGUUCUGAUAAAAUUUAGUUCCCAGGCUGAUGCUGAUAGUUUUUACAUGGCAAACAAUGGUCGCCAGUUUAAUUCUAUUGAAGAAGAUGUUUGCCAACUGGUAUAUGUCGAAAGAGCAGAGGUAUUAAAAUCUGGAGACGGUGCCAGCCUCCCAGUAAUGGAUUUGACUGAGCUUCCUAAAUGCACUGUGUGCUUGGAGCGGAUGGAUGAAUCAGUGAAUGGAAUUCUGACAACACUUUGCAACCACAGCUUUCAUAGCCAGUGUCUGCAACGUUGGGAGGAUACCACAUGCCCUGUAUGUAGAUACUGCCAAACUCCCGAGCCAGUCGAGGAAAACAAAUGCUUUGAAUGUGGUGUUCAGGAAAACCUCUGGAUCUGUUUAAUCUGUGGUCACAUUGGAUGCGGCAGAUAUGUCAGCAGGCACGCUUAUAAGCACUUUGAAGAAACACAACACACAUAUGCAAUGCAGCUGACAAAUCACAGAGUCUGGGAUUAUGCAGGAGAUAAUUAUGUCCAUCGAUUGGUUGCAAGCAAAACAGAUGGCAAAAUAGUUCAGUAUGAAUGUGAAGGAGACACCUGCCAGGAUGAAAAGAUUGAUUCUCUACAGCUAGAGUACUCAUACCUUCUCACCAGUCAACUUGAAUCACAACGCAUUUAUUGGGAGAACAAAAUUGUUCGCCUGGAAAAAGAUACAGCGGAAGAGAUCAAUAACAUGAAGGCGAAGUUUAAGGAGACCAUAGAUAAGUGUGACAGUUUCGAGCACAGGCUUAAUGACCUGAGCAAAGAGAAACAAGCUGUGGAAAGAAGGUGUGCCCAGUUGAACAGUAAAGUGGCUAAGCUCUCCACUGAGCUGAAAGAAGAGCAAGAAAUGAACAAGUGCCUUAGGGCCAAUCAAACCAUGCUGCAAGGCAGGCUUCGAGAAGAGGAAAAUACGCACAAGGAAACUAGUGAGCAGAAGGACAUGCAGCUCUUAGAAAUGCAGGAGCAACUGAGAGAUGUGAUGUUUUACCUGGAGACACAGCAAAAAAUAAACCACAUGCCUGCAGACACUCGACAGGAGAUACAAGAUGGCCAGAUCAACAUAGCAUCCUCCAGUUCUCCUGCUCCUUCUGGAAAGCUCUCAUCUCGGAAAGGGCGUGGAAAAAGGGGCAAAUAGUUCAUCAUUUAUCCCUUUGUUAUUUAUCGUGUUAGUGUUUCGACAUUUGGAUAUUUCAGUGAGACAGAAUUAAGGCUGUUCAGUUUCAGGAAUUGUUUUCUUCCAAUCUCUGCUGCAGAUGUAAGAGCUUCUGGCAUAAUUUAUUUCAGCUGUUCAGCACCAUUAGGUACAAUUUGGUUUUGUUUCAGAUCUUCCACGAUCUGUUUGUUAGAGGUGCCUUCAGAAACAAGUUAGUGGUACAUCUUUCAGUAAAACCAGUAAACAAAAAAUAAAUUACUUGAAAAGCAAGAGGCCAAAUAUAAUAUGUUGUGCUGCUGAGCUUAGCUAGAUAUGGCCUGGUUUGUUGAUUUUUUGUGGAAAGGCCCAAAGUAUCUUAUUGCUUGGUUACCAAGUUGCUAGUAUUCAGGUGGAGAAUAAACCUAAAUAGUAACUAAAGCACUAGGAGAUUUUGGCAUCCUAAAAAUGUUCCCUAUGCACAAAGUGUAUACGCCAGUUGUACACAUAGGGCACAACUUCUUUCUGGGCUGUAGCUGCCAUUUAUGCAUUAGGAUGCCUAUUUAUGUUGUCUAGUCAAAAACACCAAUACACUAUGCACAUGACAUCCCAGCUGCCUUGACAGGAGUAAUCCACCCUGCACAGUCCCUGCUUGUUCCCUGUUUGUACUUUCCAAAACUGAAACCAGCUUGAAGCAAAUAGAAGCAACCAUAAAGUUGGUGUGACAGGUAGCUUCCUAUGUUAUUUAUGUAUGCAGUAACACUACAUUAGGCAAAAGUCUGUUCCUACUGAUCCUUGUGUGGCUUUGCUAUACUGCUUGUUUGCUUGCUAUACCACAUGCAUUGGCUAAUACUUAUGGUGUUUUAUUCAGCUGUAAUAAGAGACCCUACCAUGCAUAUUGGCUUUAUUACACUAUUCAUUUAUUUGAUUUAAAA
Messenger RNA from Xenopus laevis (African clawed frog), 3148 nucleotides. It is a transcript of the gene brap.L, whose product is annotated as BRCA1 associated protein L homeolog. Gene Ontology annotation, molecular function: zinc ion binding; ubiquitin protein ligase activity; nucleic acid binding. NCBI's taxonomy places the organism in Eukaryota, Metazoa, Chordata, Amphibia, Anura, Pipidae. Bases 462 to 2219 code for a protein of 585 amino acids. Gene Ontology annotation, biological process: protein ubiquitination; Ras protein signal transduction. Gene Ontology annotation, cellular component: cytoplasm. The record is from RefSeq and is a predicted model, not a curated record. The transcript is spliced from 12 exons.